AUGGAGAGGCAAGACGGGAAACACACAAGGAUCAGCUGUGAGCUCUCGGCUACUGCUGAGCACAACGCCCAUGUGCACGCUGCCGUGCUCCCUGCCAUGAGUCUGGGAGGCAGAAGGAAUUGCAGAGGAGUCUGGAGGAGACAUGUCCACCCUGUGCCCACUGCCCUGUGUCUCCAUGCAGAACCCAGGGAACUGGAAGCCUUCAAAACUGUCUUCCCAAGCAGUCGUCCGGGAGUCCCAGGAAGUCCUGGGGAGAAGGAAACUACAGGUCCCCAAGGACCACCAGGCAAGAUGGAUCCCAAGGGGGAACCUGGGGAUCCAGCAGGCCUGCUCUGAUGCCAGGUGGGUCUCAAGAGCUGCCAGAAACUGCUGAGUCCCAGUGCUACCUUGAGUGGUUGGUACCAUUUGUGUCUACCAGGGGGUAGAGCUCUCCCAGCCUUUUGAGAUAUGGACACUUCAGGGAGUAGCUGGCUGGUGUUCCGGGGACGACAGGAUGGGUCUGUGGAUUUCCUCCACUCUUGGACCUCCUACAAAGGAUUUGAGAGACAGGAGUCUGAGUUCUGGCUGGAGAAUGAGAAUUUAUACUAGCUUACUCUGGAGGGUGCCCAGGAAGGGCAGGUAGAGCUGGAAGACUUCAAAGGCACUGGGGACUCUCUGAGCUUCCACAAUGGGAAGGCUUUUACCACCUAUGACAGAGACCAUGAUUCAAGCUAGGGCAACUGUGCAGUGGCGGUCCCUGGUGCCUGGUGGUACAGAUCCAGCUACUGAGCCAGUCUUGAGGGGUACUAUUACUAUGCUGCUUCGGAGGCCACUGCCCACAAGUAUGGCAUCGACUAGGCCUCAGGCAAAGGCGUGGGCCACCCCUACUGCAGGGUUCACAUGAUGCUUCGCUAG
This is a messenger RNA of Peromyscus californicus insignis, 894 nucleotides long. It is a transcript of the gene Fcn3, whose product is annotated as ficolin 3. NCBI's taxonomy places the organism in Eukaryota, Metazoa, Chordata, Mammalia, Rodentia, Cricetidae. The record is from RefSeq and is a predicted model, not a curated record.